UGUGGAACGGAGGGUGAGAAGAAGGGGCUGAGAUACUCGUUUCAGCACCGCGGACAGCUCCCGGUAAAAGCAUCCAGCUGCAGCGGUUCGCUCCUCUCCGCUACUCUGGAAAAGAAGAGAACAAUCAAAUUUGAGAUAUUUCUCACCUCUAUAAGACCGAAAAUAAGAUCUAUUUUCGAGGAGGGUUACUUAGUUUAAUUCAGUCCGGAUCAGGCGACAUAUUUGUAGCGAGAGGCUACAGACAAAACCAUUACAGGACUCCCGAGGUUUUCGUGUGCAAUCUCUGCGAAGUUUCUCUCCACUGAAAGGGAUUCUGCCUUCUCCCACUGGUCUGCACAGCCCGGAAAAUCGGUUGGUGUUCAAGGGAAGUUGAAGAGAAAGUGACACCACAUCAGCACCUUCUCCUGGUUGGACUAUAUCCUAAUAUAAGUUGUUGGACUUUUUUCGUUGACCCAGUCCUACUGCGUAAUUUUUGGUUGUGUUUGUGCAGGAUUUAUAGUUCUUGGAUAAUACUUCUAGUAGCAAAUAAUCAAGCAAGACAAGUUUUUUUCUUCAUUCGAUGCUUUAGGCAUCUACAGCCUCCAGCCUGCAGAACCACCGGUACACCCCACCACCACCUUCUCCCCAUGUAAUGCUCUUACAUUAGCCACUGAUGCAAGGCUUUGAUGCGCCGGGAUACAUUUCUCUUUCGCAGCACUGAUUCUUUCCUCCUCCAAGUCGCCCGUCUCAGCCUUCUUUCAAUUUAACAAUCACAAAGGGACGCCCUGGACUGCAAUCCUCCCCCCCAUUUUCGACAACUGCUGCAGACUGGUAGGUGAUAAUGGCAAUGGAUCGAUGAUAAAUGCUUAUUCAGAUUACUGUUGGAUGAAGUUGGAGGCCCUGCAUCCACACAUAAUAACCAAAGUCACAGCUUAGCAACUUUUAACAUCCUGAUCCGUCGUUUUUUCUUCUUUUUUGAGACUUGCUGUAGAGAUAGGUGUAGCCUGUUUGUAGCAGUCCAUGACGGAAACGAUGGCGCUGAGUGGAAACUGUAGGACUAACCCCAAAGAGCAAGCAUCAGUUCAGAACAGUUUCCCAGAUGUUGUUGAAUUAAACGUAGGGGGGCAGGUUUAUUACACCCGUCACUCGACUUUGGUGGGCACCCCGAAUUCAUUACUCGGUAAGCUAUUCUCCUCCAAAAAAGAUGCAUCUAAUGACUUGGCGAGAGAUCCCAAGGGCCGUUAUUUCAUUGACAGGGACGGGUUUUUAUUCCGAUAUGUGUUGGACUACCUCCGAGACAAGCAAGUCGUCCUCCCGGACCACUUCCCGGAGAAAGGGAGGCUCAGGAAAGAGGCGGAGUACUUCCAGUUACCCGACUUAGUGAAGCUCCUGACCCCUGACGAUAUCAAGCACAGCCCGGAUGACUACUUCCACAGCGACUAUGAAGAUGGGUCCCAGGGCAGCGACCACCGGCAGUGUCCGCCGCCCUCUCUCGUCCCAGCGGACAGAAAGAGCGGCUUCAUCACGGUGGGGUACCGGGGUUCGUGCACCAUGGGCAGAGAGAGUCAGACCGACGCCAAGUUCAGGAGGGUGCCUCGGAUACUGAUAUGCGGGCGGGUGGCCCUUGCCAAAGAAGUUUUUGGGGAGACCCUGAACGAGAGCCGGGACCCGGACAGGACCCCGGAUCGGUACACCUCUCGGUUUUACCUCAAGUUCAAGCACCUGGAGAGGUCUUUUGACAUGCUGUCGGAGUGUGGUUUCCAAAUGGUGGCCUGCAACUCAUCAGUCACAGCCUCGUUUGUCAACCAGCACACAGAGGACAAGAUCUGGUCGAGCUACACAGAAUACGUCUUCUACCGUGGUCCAUCACGUUGGUCCUCCCCUCCAUGUGACUGCUGCUGCAAGAACCACAAGGGCGACGGAGAGGGCGAGAGCGGAACCUCCUUUAACGAGCUCUCCACCUCCAGCUCUGAGAGCCAGUCAGAAGCCAGCUCUCCCCAGGGAACAGUCAUCUGCGGACCGGUCAACCGCCAGUCACACCCUCAUGCCAACGUCCAAACCCUGGACAGGCCGGCGAAAAAGGGCCCCAUCACCAUGCUUCAGCAGUCUGACCAGCGGCGAAAGAGUGACUUGCUGCGCACGCUUACGGCAAGCUCCCGCGACACCAGCACCUGCAAGAAAAGGCCGGCGAAAGAGAAGCUGACAGUCGAAGAGGAGCUGGAUAAGUGCAUUCAAGACUUCCGCAAGAUCAAGAUCCCGGAGAGGUUCCCUGAGAGGAAGUACAUGUGGCAGGCCGACCUGCUGAGAAAGUACCGCCUCUGAGCCAGGAAACAGGACAGAGGUAGCAGACACAUAAGGCCAAGGAUCAGUUUACAUGUUUUUUGAUCUUGACUUUUGCAACAAAAGGGAGAUAACACUUAACUCAUUUGAAUCCACACCUUUAUGCCACAUGGAUGAAAGUCCAGAAAGAAGCUAGUAAGAAGCAUAAAAACUCUCUUAUUGACAUAUGUAGUGCAUAUGUAUGUGUGUGUAUGUAGUUUAGGCCUACUGUAUGUACUGUAAGUAUGUGCUGUACCUUGCUGAAUGCUUCAGAGCUAUGAAUAAUGUAUCCCUGAGGACUAAUCCAAGUGGGCGAAAAACAUCCUCUAUGAACCAAUCAACCAACCGAAUGCUUGCUAAUGGCUAUUUAGCAUUAAUAGGGGUUGCCGAGGGUUUACUGGACUGCGCACACUAUCAUCUGUCAAAAUUUCUCUGGAAAAACCAUCACAGGAGCCACAGUUUUGGCCCACAAAGACACAUUGAUUUAGUAUGUGAAUGUGUGGUAAUUUGUGUGUGUGUGUGUGUGUGUGUGUGUGUGUGUGUGUGUUCUUGCACCCAGUUGGCCUAGAGGUCACAGAUAAAUCUGCAUCAGGACCCAUUAAUAAUUCAUGCUAUCCCGACAGUGCUCUCACUAUAAAUACACCCAGAGCUCUCUGCUGCCAGGGUGGCGUAAACAGCUUGGUCAAUUACUUAACUUUUAGGCAACAUUUUGGGACUUCUGCGGCAGGAGGAGGUACAUUUUCAUAAUGAGCACAAUCAAUUUUCUUCUUCUAAUAUCAGUUGUAUUGCAAAGUACCCCAAGUGCAUCAAACUAGCCUGCAUUGCAUUGAUUUUAGAAGUGUUGACUAGAUGUGGAGCAAUUACCAGGUUACUGUGUGACGGAUGAGUGAGGGUGACUUUUGUACACACCUAUACACACACUUUACCAUUUACAUAAUUUACUAAUUAACAAUUACUUCACCUAAAUGAACACAACACUCACAAACAUUCAUUCCCACACAGAAAGUGAUCAAUUGUGAGGUCAUUUAAACCAUGCUCAAUAUGACACCUACAGUAAACACAGACAGAAUGGGACAGGAUUGCUACACAGGCUAACAAUGGAUGCUUUCUUCCCCGACUGUUCACACGGUGAUCGAUAGUUAUUGAUGAUAGGGUCCAGUGAUGGAGCUGAUCGAUGUGGUUGUUGUUUACAGUUAUUAAUGAAGCCCCUGGGUUAUUUACGAAGACAAGCUGGUCAUGUAUUUAGUGAAUAUUAGCCAUUAUUCAUGUAUGCAUUUACGCGCACCUUGCUCAGUCCAAGUCAAUGUGUUGUGAUGAGGUUACAGAAAGAUGUCAGACAGGUAUUAUUAGUAAAUAGUGCAAUUCAGAAACACAAUUCAAUUUCCCCAGUAAAUUGAUUGUUAUUUAUUUAAGGCUCUUGCUGGAUUAUAUCUUACUGACAGAAUGAUUUAGAAAUUAUUUCAGGGUGCAAAUUAAAUAGUUGACCACCGAAAAUGGAAAAAGCACACAGAUAUUCAGCAAUGUUGUACAUGUAAAACAAUUAUUUUGAGAGUUAUGAUGGCAAACUUUUUGAAGCCUCGAAUGCCAUUUAACACAAUCGUUGUCAGAUUAGUUAAUUGUUUAUUUAAACUGUUAAUGUUAGUGUAAUUGACAUCACAAUCUGUGUUUUUUUGGAGAGAUGUGUAAAAGAGAGAACAUAUAUAAAAGGGGUUGGAUAUAUUGAACAGCAGAUUUUAACAGUCAAAACAGCUAAGGAAACAAAUACAUGAUGCAAUGAGAAUUAAAGUUAAAGAUGUUAAGAUAUUUUAAUGGUAGAUAAAAAACUAACUUUAAUGUGUCAUCUGUGAGGGGCAAAUAAAAAGGAUGAUGUCUGUAGAAGGAAGCUUCUUAACACUCACUACGUCCAAUGUAUG
Perca fluviatilis (European perch) is the source of this 4211-nucleotide messenger RNA. It is a transcript of the gene kctd16b, whose product is annotated as potassium channel tetramerization domain containing 16b. Lineage: Eukaryota; Metazoa; Chordata; Actinopteri; Perciformes; Percidae. The transcript is spliced from 2 exons. Bases 1000 to 2301 code for a protein of 433 amino acids. Gene Ontology annotation, biological process: regulation of G protein-coupled receptor signaling pathway; protein homooligomerization. Gene Ontology annotation, molecular function: protein binding. Gene Ontology annotation, cellular component: postsynaptic membrane; presynaptic membrane. The record is from RefSeq and is a predicted model, not a curated record.